AUGGAUAAUCAAAGCUCAAUAGAGGAUGGAAACAACAUGUUAUCUACUGAUGACUCACACACGCAACUUAGAUCUGAAGAUAUCUCAGAAAGCAGCUACAUGGACUCUGAAACACUAAGCCGAUUUACACAUCCUAAUCUACAGUUGGAAAAGGUCGACAUGGACAGUUUGGGUGAACUUUUUGAGCACUGCAUACAGCGAGUGUCCCAUCUAGAGAAGCAAAGAGAUGAGCUGAUACAGGAGCAAGGUGUGCAGGAACCCAUGCUGCAAGUUGUGGAGCGCCUGCGAGAGAAGCUGGAGGGAACACGGAGGCUUCUCUGUCUGGCUCAGCUGGAUUAUGUUGCUGGUUGUGAGGAAGUUCAGCAGGUAAAGAGGAAGCUGUUUACCACAGCCAGAGACUGCAUCCAGAGCCAGGUAAAGCUAGCCGAGCAGGAGUACGAGGUGGCUCAGUCUGCUGUUACACAGGAAGAGCUCAAGGUUCAUAUCCAAAAUCUGACCCAGGAGUUGUUGCAGCGGUGGGACGCCCACCAGAACCAGCUCAAUUCCCUCCGUGAUCAGGCCACUAACACCUGCAGACGCAGGGCCAUGAGUGACAUCGGCCAGUGUCGCCAGGCUUCCAUGAGACUGCAGCGAAGGCUCAGCGGCAGCGUGAAGACACUGGAAGGCUGGUAUGAACCACGCCUCACUGCCCUGCUAAAGAGAAGGCAGUUUGGAGAGGAAGCCUUGAGAAAAACCAGGGAGCAGGCGAUGGACAUGAGGGCCAGGCUGAGGCCUCUGAGAGAAGAGACGCAGAGACUGGAGGUGCAGAGAUCCUGUCUGCAACAGAGGAUCAGUCUUAUGGAGGCAGAGAGGAAGGAAAGCAUCAUAGAACAUAAGGAGACUAUAGAGAAACUACAAGAGACGCUGAUGAAAGAACUAGAAGUGGAGUUUGAGGUUCAGAAAAAGUCAAAGAAAGAUUUGGAAGAUCUUAAAGAUGGCCUUUUAGCCGAGCUGACAUUUCUGAGGGGCUGUGAACUCAGCGAUACUACAGAGGAAGACUCGUAA
Molecule: messenger RNA, 1044 nt
Organism: Archocentrus centrarchus (flier cichlid)
Lineage: Eukaryota; Metazoa; Chordata; Actinopteri; Cichliformes; Cichlidae
Product: syncoilin-like
Cellular component (GO): intermediate filament
Source: RefSeq, a predicted model, not a curated record